AUGUAUGAAUUUUUAUCAACAUUACGAACAACACUUAGUAAUUAUUCCUUUGAUCUUCCGACAUCAGUUUUUACGACAAAUAAUAAUCAAAUAUAUUUAACAAAAAGUCAAAUUGACAUAUUAAAUAAAUUUUCAAAUUAUUAUCCUUCAUCAAUAAUUAGAGAUGUAACUGUUACUAAAUUAGUUAAUGACAUAUCAUUACAAGGUCAAAUAUUUAAGAAAUUAACCACUUCUAGCAUUAGAACUUCAGCAGAUUUAUCAAAAUCAAUGUAUUUUAUUAUUGAUAAAUUGGACAAAACUAAAUUUGAAGAUUUACUAGUUACUGAUCAUAAUAGUGUAAAAAAUAAUAAUGACAUUAGAAUUUGGGUUGAUUCAGAAGUGUUGUUGAGUGAAGUUAUGAAGAGAUGUGAUCAAACGAGAAGUGAGUACACUAAUAUUACUAAUAGUUUAAAUACAAUUCAACAUCUUUUACAAGAAAGAAAAACUGCCAUUAUUAACGAAGAAAAGAAAUUGGUACAAAAUGACAGAUUACAAAAUCAUGGUGCUACAAAAGGAGCAUUAGCAGGUCUAGGUUUAGGAACAGCUAUUGCCAUCCCAUUAUCUCUAUUUAUAUCACCUUUUGAUGGUGGCAUAACAUUGAUUAGUACAACUUUGAUGGGUGGAAUUAUAGGAACUGUUUAUCAUGAAAAAGAUCAUGAUGAUGUGCUCUCUGAUAAAAAACAGGCAAAAACUUUAUUAUUAAAGGAAGAUCAAAAAUAUAUUGACUCUGUUGUUGUUGAUGUUAAAGAAAUUAGGAAAAGCGUUGGUGUAUUUGAAAAUUAUUGGUUAAAUCAAUUCAAUUUAAUUGGUGAUUCUAAAAAUUUGAUUAUAAAUAAAAAAAACAAUAUUAUCAAUGAUAAAUUUUCAACUCAUUCAAUUUUAAAAUCAUGGAUUCAAGCAAGAAAAUAUUUUGAUAAUUAUCAACAAACUGUAACCAAUUUACAAUAA
Entrophospora sp. SA101 is the source of this 987-nucleotide messenger RNA. The record is from the annotation of a GenBank genome assembly. Lineage: Eukaryota; Fungi; Glomeromycota; Glomeromycetes; Entrophosporales; Entrophosporaceae.